Messenger RNA from Symbiodinium natans, 1128 nucleotides. The record is from the annotation of a GenBank genome assembly. Lineage: Eukaryota; Dinophyceae; Suessiales; Symbiodiniaceae.
AUGGAAAUUGUGUACCGCUUCACGUUCCUUGAUGUCCUGGACAGCGGUUCCUGCACAGAGGUCCACAGGCAUGUGUUUGAAGGCCUUCUUUUGCAGGCGAGGGCAUGUUGCCAGGAACCCGGAGAAGAAGGGCCGCACUCAAGAGCGGCGUUGCGGCGGGCCGCGAGCACGCCUGAGCUCGCGAGCCUGCCAGAUGAGGAAGCGGCCAAGUACAAGGCCGAUAUGGAGGAGUUCAAUCACAGACUGAGGCAGAGGCAGGAGAUCUUGGUAGAUCUUUGCUCAGACCAGCCGCCAACUUUCUGCCUGGCAGGAGCGCCAUCGAACGAGAACGAUGCCAUUGUCCCAACACCCCUGGCUCAUAGCGAGCCACACGCCACCAGCAUUCUGGCCGCGCCGGCCGUUCCGGCUGUUCCGGCUGUUUUGGCUGAUCCUCCGCCAGUGCCGCCAGUUCCUCAACACCUUGGGAGCCUCGGCCACCCGGAGUUUUGCGCGCGUCCGUGCGUGCACUUCGGGAAGGGGCAUUGCCAGUUGGGGGCAGAUUGCUGCUACUGCCACGGGACACACGAUGCACCGGCAAAGUUCGACAAGAAGCAGCGCGGGCUUUUCCAGAAACUGAGCCCGCUUGAGGUUCUGUACUUGCUACACCCGAUCUUGAUCCGCAAGGGCCAGCCUCAACUGGCAGACGCCCUGGAACUCAUCGAGUUUGAGAUGCAACGCCUGCAGGGCCCGGCGGCCAGCCAGGGCCUCGAGCCGGAAGUGCUUCAGCCAAGCCAGCGACGGCAGAUGCAGGCCUUGCUGAGCCGGAUGAGCGUCGCCGCGAUCCUGGGCAUGAUCUCGGGGGAGAGGUUCCGACCCGGAGCCUUGGAAUGCACGGAAAGAAGUCGGAGGGAGCGGAGGGAGCGGAGGGAGGGCAUUCGCGAGAGGGAGACAGAGAAGAAGAAACUGCGGUUAAAGCAGAAUAGUUUGAAGCUCCCGCAUUCAGGCUUUGUGCAGGCAGCACGUGCAGAGCUGCAGACCUUGCGCCAGGCAGAGCAUUUGCUUCGUGAUGUUGCUUGUGGCUGUUCCAGCGCUGCCAGAUUUCCACAGAUUCAUUCCCCAGGGCCGACCUGGAGGGACGACACAGGAUGA